Molecule: messenger RNA, 885 nt
Organism: Drosophila rhopaloa
Lineage: Eukaryota; Metazoa; Arthropoda; Insecta; Diptera; Drosophilidae
Product: lithostathine-1-alpha
Exons: 2
Coding region: 331-834 (167 amino acids)
Source: RefSeq, a predicted model, not a curated record
AUUUUUCUUUCAAAUAUUAGUUUACAUUUAUGAACAAAUUAAUUUUAUAAUCUUAAAUAAGAAUUCCGUGAUAUUCAUUUAUGACCAAUAUUUAAAAGUGUAAGAAAGUUUUUUUAUAAAUAAAUAAAACAAAAAGAAGCUAAGAACAAGAGUGUUUUCUCUCUUAAACCUAAAAACAAAUAAAAAAGAAUAUAUAUCAACAAAAAAUAGCCUUAAAAUAAAAUAAGUAUAAUUGAUUUGACUAUGGUAUAAUAAAGUUAUAAGCUCUACAGAAGAACAAGCUAACUUCGAAAUCCGCACAGUACUAAAUUAAAUAGCAAACUUAACGCAAUGGGUCUUCAAGUGCGAAUUCUUUGCUAUAUUCCCCUAUUUUUGCUGUACUUCCAAAUCGGUGAAGUAAAUACCAAGGGAAUCUGUCUGUAUUUCAGCGAAAAAAAAGCUUCGUGGUUUGAUGCCUUAAUUGAAUGCCAAAAGCAUCACAUGUGUUUGGCCGAUCUGAACACCGAAGUUACCCUGGGUCAGAUGGAAACCAAAUUUAAUCACGAGGAAAUCGAGUAUUGGUUCGGCUUAAAUUCGCACGAGAAAAGUAACUACAGAUACGCCUCCAACAACAAGUCCAUAGAGUACUCCCCGAAACAUUCCAAGCUCGUGAACGAUGGACGGUGCGCCUUUGUGAAACACGAGAAUGGCUUCUACAAAUUUGAAUCUGCAGAUUGCAAUGCUCACAAGAGAUUCAUCUGCACCAAAACCGAUGAAUGCGAUGGAGUUAGCAUGAAACCCGGUAAAUCGAAAUGUGUCAUAACCGAAGAGGAGAAAAGUGUUGUAGCCUAUUAAUUUAAAUGUUUCCAGAAGCAAAUAAAGUGUGUUAGGGCAAGGCUUUGAUAA